Messenger RNA from Gallus gallus (chicken), 3370 nucleotides. RefSeq lists its product as uncharacterized. The record is from RefSeq and is a predicted model, not a curated record. Bases 891 to 1880 code for a protein of 329 amino acids. Lineage: Eukaryota; Metazoa; Chordata; Aves; Galliformes; Phasianidae. Gene Ontology annotation, biological process: virion assembly. The transcript has 2 exons.
GCGACCCUGGUGGAGUGUAAACUCCCCUCGGCCGCCCAGCGCUGUUUUGCUCACUUUACCGCCUUGCUUAAUUGAAUAAAGCUAUCCCUUUAUCACACUAGACUUUGUCUGGUUUUGUCACGAGAAUCUAUAACAAUUUGGUGCCAUGACUCGGAUCCAGAUUCCUUUGCUGCGGGAUUCCCUCACGACGGGAGGCGCCCUGCCCGCAGUAGCGGGCAGCCCUGAGUUGGGGGUUUCCCGCUGCAAAUACUGGAUCUCUGAACCCCUCUAAAUUUGGUGAGUGAGCAAAAGAACCUGCAGAACCCCAUAAUCAUUUGUGCACGAAGACUGAACGAAGACUCACGAUUGAGUAAGUAUUGCAUGGAUCCGUCCUGUCAGGGUUGGUUAUCCUGGUGUGUGCCUGUGUGAGAGGUCUCUAAGAGGCCAAGCGAGAGCGGACCCUUCAGUAGUGCGGUUCUCGUAGCCCGAGAGGGAUCGAGCCACGACCAAGGGGAGCACACGCAUGUGUGUGAGAAGGUGCCCCAGAAGAUGGGACAGGGGAAAAGCAAGGCCCCUCUGCCCAUGGGCGGCAAUGGAAAGUUGCCCGACAUACCGCCAGGAAGUCCGUUAGGGCUAAUGAUCAAAUAUUGGAGGGACUCUCCCCGCAGAAAAGGGAAAAGUAAAGAGAAAAUGGUACACUACUGUGUGGAGAUCUGGGGAGGGAAACCCCUAAGAAAUCCCCAUAUAAUGUGGCUGGUAUUUGGCUCAUUCAAAGAUUGGAUAUGUCAAGAAUUAAAUCUAUGGGUAAACAAUAAACCCCAAGUGGACUCUGAGGUGUCCGAAUAUGCCGCUCUCUGGAUUGUGCAAUCACAGGAGCAGGCAUUUUUAUUUAAUCUUAAAGAAAAGGGGAAAUGAAAAAAAAAACUGGGGAGGAGGAGGGGGAAUACCUUUGGCCACCCCCAUACAGCCCCCAGGAACAAGCACCCCCUCCUCCCGUUAGCGACGAGUCUUCCCUGCAACUAGAAUCUCCUGUAGUAAGGAGAAGCACCCAAAAACGUAAUCAGAAGGAAGAAAAGUUAUAUCCAUUAAGGGAGGUUUUAGUCCCAGGUGCAGGUGCCGCGGCCCCCAGGGCUGGGUAUGUAGCAGUCCCACUGAAUACUAGUGAUGUAAGAGAGUUUAAGAAAGAAAUGGGGAACCUUCUAGAGGAUCCCCUAGGAGUUUCCGAAAGGUUAGAUCAGUUUCUGGGACCUAAUUUAUACACUUGGGACGAGAUACAGGCGAUUCUAGGGAUCCUGUUUACAGCAGAGGAGAGAAAUAUGAUUAGGGGAGCAGGAAUGAGACUGUGUGAUCAACAACACGCAGCCAUACCCACGGCUGACCGAAAAUGGCCAUUACAGAGACCUAAUUGGAAUAACCAAGAUGAACAAGCCCGUACUAACAUGGCCGAUUUAAGGUACAUUAUUAUCCAAGGAAUUAAGGAGGCAGUACCCAGAGGACAAAACAUAAGUAAGGCUCUUAAGGAGGAGCAACAAAAAGAUGAGAGCCCCACCGUGUGGUUAGAAAGGUUAAGGAAGAGCCUCCAACUGUACUCUGGGAUAGAUCCCAGCAUACUGGCCGGGCAGACUCUGUUAAAAACUCAAUUUGUAGCUAAGUCAUGGGUGGACAUUCAUAAGAAACUAGAGAAGUUGGAAGACUGGCAGGGUAGACCUAUAGAUGAGUUACUGAGGGAAGCACAGAAGGUAUUUGUUAGGAGGGAGGAGAAUCAAAAGAAACAAGCCAGGCUCUUGGUAGCUGCAGUAAAAGAAGGACAGAGGGGAGCUGUAAGUGCAAUAAGGAGACCGGUAGGGAAGGGGAUCGAGAAAUUCCCUGCCAGAGGGUCAAAAGUUGAAGAGAAGGAAUGAAGAAAAUAAGAGAGAGAGUGCUUCUAUUGUAAAAGGAGAGGCCAUUUGAAGAAAGAUUGUAGGAAGAGAAUACAGGACGAAAAAAAAUGUUUUUAGAAGAUUAGGGGGGUCAGGGGCUCUAUGUGCUGAGGACCCCGGGAAAAACAGAGCCCUUGAUAAAAUUAAAAAGUGGGUCCUCAGCAACAGGAGGUGUUAUUUCUUGUAGACACCGGGGCAGAGAGAUGAACUGUCCAGACCUUACCUCGUGAGUGUAAAAUCACGUCUGAAAGCAUAAAUGUAGUAGGAGCAAAAGGGGAGCCGUUUAAAGCUCCAGUCAUCAAACAUGUAGAAAUAGGAUCAGAAGGUAGGUAUGGCAUUGGAUCCUUUUUGCUAGUCCCUGAAGCAGAUUACAAUUUAUUAGGCAGAGACCUAAUCGUUGAGUUAGGAAUAAAUCUGGAGGUAGAGGGAAAGGAACUAAAAGUAAGAAUAUGUGCCCUCACAACCCAGGAUGAGGAGAGAAUUAAUCCAGAGGUCUGGUAUACCCCAGAUACUGUAGGGAGGUUGGAUAUUACCCCCUUUUGAAGUAACCAUCAAAAACCCUGAGAUCCCCGUUAGGAUCAAACAAUACCCCUUAUCUCAGGAAGGGAGGCAGGGAUUAAAGCCUGAAAUUGAAAGGCUGCUGAAAAGGGGCCUUCUUGAGCCCUGCAUGUCCCCAUUCAACACUCCCAUAUUACCCGUAAGAAAACCCGAUGGAAGUUAUAGACUGGUCCACGACCUCUGGGAAAUAAACAAAAGAACAGUAACCAGGUUUCCUGUAGUAGCUAACCCCCAUACUCUAUUAAGCCAAUUAAGCCCUGAAAAUCAGUGGUACAGUGUUAUAGACUUGAAAGAUGCCUUCUGGGCCUGCCCCUUAAAGGAAGAAUGCAGGGACUAUUUUGCAUUCGAAUGGGAGGACCCGGAGACCCAUAGGAAGCAGCAACUUAGAUGGACAGUCCUUCCCCAGGGAUUCACAGAAUCCCCUAAUUUAUUUGGUCAGGCCCUGGAGCAAAUUCUCCGAGGUUACAAUCUGGGAAAAGGAAACACCCUUGUCCAAUAUGUAGACGAUUUACUACUUGCAGGGGACACCCGGGAGUCUGUGAGAGAAGCAAGUGUAAAAUUACUAAACUUUUUGAGUUUACAAGGACUGAAGGUGAAAGAGGGGAGGACUUGAUUCGAAUUGAUUCCGCUUAAUGAAAGAGGGUUUGAUUUUGGGAUUCUACCUGGACGGUUUAGAUUCUGCUUACAUUCCACAGGAGCAUUCUUUUGUGGUGAGAAAAACAUAGGUUCCAGACUCCUUGUCAGCAAGAUAAGGAGAACCGGAGGAGGGAGAUAGGAGAAGAAUAGGCCCCAGACUCCUUGCCAGCACAGGGUCUGGGUUCUGUUUAGUGCUUACAUUCCACAGGAGCAUUCUUUUGUGGUAAGAAAGACAUAGGUGCCAAACUCCUUGUCAGCAAGACAAUGAGGAAGGGAUG